UGAGCUGCUUCAGGAAAAGAGGUGCCAGUCAGCCACUCCACCGCCCCUGCUGUCCCCACAAAGAAGCUCUGCCUACCCCCUCAGCGACAGUGAGGACUCUCCCCGCUCUGCUGGACUCUCCAAAGYCUCCAACUCCAGGCUGUGCCACAAGGACUGGAACAGGCGCACAUCCACUCUGCGAAGCUCCUCCACGAGCCCAUCGGACACCGACUCCCCGAGCCACCCGCUCAAAGCCAUCAGUGUGGGCGCUUUGGAUAAAAGGCUGUCCGUGUUCAAGGCUGACCAAAAGGAGACUCCAAAUGAGGCUCAAGAUGGGGAAGCAAUAGGGAGCCACCCGCUCACCCGGAGCACUCUGUCCUUGGGCACCGCCCCCAAAUUGAGGACCUUCUCCAUCAGCAGGGUGAGUGUCCGCUCGCAGGUGCUGGACAUCAGGCAGAAAAUCACAGCAUGGGAAUGCCGCCAGGAGCUGUCCCCCAGGACCAAUGUGUGUGUGGACAAGAGGGAUGCUGGGGAGAGGUCAGGCAGUGAGAGCUGCCCCAGUGUGCUGACCUCUCCCUGCAGUGACAAGACUUUUGAUUUCAAAGGGUUCAGAAGAAUGAGCCGAACAUUUUCUGAGUGCUCUUACCCAGAGACAGAGGAGGAGGAACUGCUGGACAGGGAUUCCUGCCAUCGGUUUGAAAAGAGACCAGGCAGGAGUGAACCUCCUUCCGCCACUUUCCUUAAGAGCCACGUGAGGAAAGAGUCCUCAGCCGUGCUCAACAGAAUCCAGAAAAUUGAGCAGGCACUGAAGGAGCAGUCGGGCAGAGGCCUCCCCCAGUUACCAAGUAGCUGCUACAGUGUUGACAAAGGGAGGAAAACGUCUGGGACUCCGAGUACUGCGGAGGGACUGAGCGAAACCCUGAGCGAUAGCAAAGGAGGGAGUGUUAUUUUGGGGAGUGAACCAGAAACACCUCCUGAGGCUGAGAAAAGCAGUAAAACAAAACAAGGGAUUACUGCCAACUCAGCUGGCCCCAAACUGCUCCUGGAAAACCCGGCUAACAGUGCCGUGAAUCCCGUCCCCAAACCCAAACGCACCUUUGAGUACGAGGCAGAUAAAUCCCACAAAAGCAAACCAAGCAAUGGCCUACCUCCAUCUCCCACACCUGCUGGUCCUCCUCCCCUCCCGUCCACUCCUGCUCCCCCUGUGACCAGAAGGCAGAAGAAGGAGUCGCGCUUUCACAGAAAAUCCCAGAACAGAAAAUCCUUUGAGUUUGAGGAUGCCUCAAGUCUGCAAUCCCUGUACCCUCCCUCCCCAACGGAAAAUGGAACUGAGAGCCAGCAUAAAUUUGGAUCCAAGAGCACUUUAGAAGAAAAUGCCUAUGAAGACAUUGUAGGCGAGUCACCCAAGGAAAACCCGUACGAGGAUGUGGAGCUGAAAGGCCGUCACGCGGGGCGAAAAUCCCAUCAGCUGUCUGAGAAUUCCCUAGAUUCCCUGCACAGGAUGUGGACGCCGCAGAACAGGAAAUACACAGCACCUCCGCAGCUGCCCUUGAAGCCCAGCAGCCACUCCCUGCGCGUCGGGAACUGGUCAGAGAGGAAGAGCCACCGCCUGCCACGGCUGCCCAAGCGGCACAGCCACGAUGACAUGCUGCUGCUGGCUCAGCUGGGCAUCCCCUCCUCCCCCUCCAGCCUCAACGAGGACAGCCUGAGCACUGCAAGCGAGCUGCUGUCCACACGGCGGGCCAGGAGGAUCCCAAAGCCAAAUGGAAAAGGCCCCCGCCUACCUGAAGUUUACUGUGUCAUCAGCCGCCUGGGGUGCUUUGACUUAUUUUCCAAGAUCCUGGAUGAGGUUGAAAGGAGAAGGGGAAUAUCUGCUGCCCUGGUUUAUCCAUUUAUGAGAAGUCUGAUGGAAUCUCCUUUUCCUGCACCUGGAAAGACAAUCAAAGUCAAAACCUUCCUGCCUGGAGCUGGAAAUGAGGUCAUUGAGCUGCGCAGGCCCAUGGACUCCCGCCUGGAACAUGUGGACUUUGAAUGCCUUUUCAAGUGCCUCAGCGUGCGGCAGAUCAUCCGCAUCUUUGCCUCUCUCCUGCUGGAGCGCCGCGUCAUUUUUGUAGCAGACAAACUCAGCACCCUGUCGAGCUGCUCCCACGCUGUAGUGGCCCUGCUGUACCCCUUCUCCUGGCAGCACACCUUCAUUCCUGUCCUGCCCUCAUCCAUGAUUGACAUUGUGUGCUGCCCGACCCCCUUCCUGGUGGGACUGCUUUCCAGCUCUCUGCCCAAACUCAAGGACCUGCCCGUAGAGGAGGCUUUGAUGGUUAACCUGGGAUCUGAUCGAUUCAUCAGACAGAUGGAUGAUGAAGACACACUAUUACCUAGAAAAUUGCAAGCUGCUCUGGAGCAGGCUCUAGAGAGAAAAAAUGAACUGAUAAAUCAAGAUUCAGAUAGUGAUUCAGAUGAUGAAUGUAACACCCUGAAUGGAUUAGUGUCUGAGGUUUUUAUCCGAUUCUUUGUGGAGACAGUUGGCCAUUAUUCCCUGUUCCUAACCCAGAAUGAAAAAGGAGAGCGUGCCUUCCAAAGGGAGGCUUUCCGUAAAUCUGUGGCCUCCAAGAGUAUUCGCCGCUUCUUGGAAGUUUUCAUGGAAUCCCAAAUGUUCGCUGGCUUCAUCCAGGACAGAGAGCUGAGGAAAUGCAGGGCAAAAGGGCUCUUCGAGCAGAGAGUGGAACAGUAUUUGGAAGAGCUCCCGGACACUGAACAAAGUGGAGUAAACAAGUUCUUGCGAGGCCUUGGUAACAAAAUGAAGUUUCUUCACAAGAAGAACUAGCUCCUUCCUGCUGAAGCACCAACCCAAAGACUAUUUAUGGCACUGUGCGAGACCCCUGCGGCGUUCCAGAGUGUGGAGCGGGAGGAGUGCRGAGUGAGCUGAUGGCAGCUCCAGGCAAUGACUGAUGUUGUUAGUGUGCCACGUGAUAGCUCCUCGAUGGAUUUGGGUAGAAUUUGUACAUAAUGUGCUGUAAGCUUUUGUAACUGAUUUUGUAAUGGGCAAGAAAACUGUGGUAAAUAUUUGUAUAUUCCUGAGAAUAACAGGUGCUUGUUUUUUCUUUAGUAUGAAUUGAGUUAUGCUUGGUGCAAAAAUGAGUAGCUUAUUAUGUGCAGCUGACUGUCUCAGCAGAACCACUGACUUCAAGGGAUGUUUGAUGCCUGAACACUGCAGGGUGAAUGAGCUGGGGUACGUGGGAGAGGUUGUACACACGGGGUCGCUCUCGUGCGGGACAGGUAUUUGUUUUUUUAUCUUGUAAUUAAUUAUAAAAGAAAAAAUAUCGAAGUAACUCGAUAGUAAGGUACUUGGUUCACAAUACAAAACCUCCAUUGGUUUGAACUCUGGUCAGUAAACUUGUAACCCAUUCUGCACUAAGACUGCUAAGCCUGGGGGGAUCUCAGCUCUCUGACAUGCAAGCUGCAGUGAGUAGGUACAGUACAGCCUUUCCUAAUGUAUGUAUGUAUGGUUCCUAAUAAACUCUGUAAAUAGACCUGUUUGUUUAUAUUCAUUGCAAACCUCUGCAGUUCCUCACGUGGAGCAGGUACAAACCCAGCAACUUGCCUGUGAUUUUAAAAUGAAUUUGUAAUUAAAAUAUUAAAUGGUUAUUACAAGCCUGUCUUUUGGUAGGUUUGGUAUUUCAUGACAUGUAGUUUGGGGUUUCUUCAAUGCUUUUACUGGGGUUAAGACAAGGCACUUUAUAUCCCUUUUUAAAAAACUUCAUCCUAACACAAGCAUCUGUUAAAACAUUUCUUUUCAUGGGUUAGCAGCAAAUUAUUUUAUCAUUGUAUCAUAGAUACUGCUCCUAAACUUUGGUAUUUUCAGGUUGGUUUUGUGCUGUGCAUGGUGCUCAAUUCAUCCCUGCUGUGGGAACAGAACUCCUGUUGAGGUUCUGUGAGUUUUCCCAUAGUCUAAAGAAGAAAAUAUAAAGUGCUUGAGUAUGUUGCAAGUCUGACAGAUAAUGAAAAUUAGCUAAAGCUUCUUACCUUUAAAGGAAAGACACCACGCUCUGUUUUUCAUCAUCUGCAGCACAAUUGCUGUGGUUAAAUCGACUUUGAGGCUUGCGCAGUUCCUAACCUGACAGUGGUUCUGGUUUGCUAUCAGCCUCAUAGAGCAAAUUCGAGGGACUAUUCACUAAAAAGGUGAAGUAGUUUCCUUUUUUAAUUACCUCCCUCACACUCCAGAAUAUACAAAAGUUUCUUAGGUAUAUAUCAAAUGGCUGUAAAAUACUGGGUGCUUUUGAUUCAGGGGAAAUGGUAUCACAACUGAUAACUUCCAUUAGUUUUACUCUGUAAUAUGCUCUAAGUUUCAGAAUGACUCCUCGAUGUAAUUCUUCACAGUGGAAGGAAUAAUGUCACUUGUACAGGUGACUUCUGGUCUUUUUGUAAACCACAGCUGCUAGUACGGGGAAGUACAUUUUUCUCUUCAAAUGAUGGAUAAAACUAUCAGACGUGCUGUGAAGUUACUGCAAAGGCGAGAUAAAGCCACAGAAUGCUGAUGUGCAAGAAUGUGGUGCUGUAAAACCCAUCUCCUUCACCAAAGCUGCUUUCCUCCAUUUGCACUUUAAAAUUUUAAAGGAGAAAGCUUUUAAACGUUGUGUUAUCUGUCAACGUGUUCCCACUUUUGUAACGUGAAUCAGAGGAUACUGCUGGCCAAGGUGAAAUCACGUCCCCAAAAAUCUGUAGGUGCCUUCGUGAUCCUCAGACUACAGCUGUGUAAAACAAUCCAUGUGUUAUCUGGAGAUUUGUGUUUGAAAAGAUCAGAUUAACAAAAACCAAGGAGUGCAUUAUUUCCCUACUAAAUUAGUUGUUAAAACUAGUGGUGUUUCUGAGCAUGGAGGAAUGCACCAAAGAACUCCCGAAGAAAAAAAGAUCCAGUGCUGAGGUCUAUCAAUUUCAAAAAUAAAGAUUUGUUUAAAAUCUUACAGUAUAAGAUGCAUAAAAAACCCUCCCUAGAAACCAAGCUUAAAAAACAGUAACACUCCAGGAAUUCACUCUCCAGUGUGGUAAAUAAUUGUGUUUAAAGACAAAGUGUUCAUUUUCCCAUUUUUAUGGAUAUUUAAUAAAGUGACCCAACUAACAAAUUUUCCUAAAUUGUGAAAAUCCUUCUUUUCC
This is a messenger RNA of Malurus melanocephalus (red-backed fairy wren), 5127 nucleotides long. It is a transcript of the gene DENND2B, whose product is annotated as DENN domain containing 2B. Lineage: Eukaryota; Metazoa; Chordata; Aves; Passeriformes; Maluridae. The coding region runs from base 596 to 2800 and encodes 734 amino acids. The transcript is spliced from 14 exons. The record is from RefSeq and is a predicted model, not a curated record. Gene Ontology annotation, biological process: positive regulation of ERK1 and ERK2 cascade.